GAAAUACAUACGUAUAGAAGUAACAAAAAAAUGAAGAAUUUUACUUCUCUACUCUUGCUCUUAUGCGUUGUAUCACUCGGACAAGCAGUUCAGGUAAUACAAUCCAGUGAUGGACAGUACCUGUAUACUUAUUACAGUGACGGUGGUGAUCUCGUAAAGUUUACAGAAGCAGAUUUCAAAUGUGCUACAUACAACAAAGGACACGGGGUUUACAUUAAAAGUUCUGCUAUGCAAGAAGAAUGCUUCGAACUAGUGGAUCAAUGGGGAGGUCGCCAGAUUUGGCUUGGAAUGUGGGACUACUACACCGAAAACUAUUGGUACUACCUUGAUGGAACAAAAGUAGAUGACUACUAUACGAAUUGGAAUUCUGGCGAACCAAACGAUAAAUUGCAGGAGGAUUGUGGGACAAUGUAUUCUUCUAGUGGAAAAUGGAAUGACGAAGAUUGCGGUAACAAAUAUGGAUUCAUUUGCCAAAAAGAUGCGAAUUUAUUCCGAGUUUCGGACAAUACUCAGUUGAUAUUCAGUGAUGCACGAGCAACAUCUGCGAUAGCAGAACAAAAGUGUGCUGAACUUGGAUAUCAACUAGUUCGUCUAACAUCAGAUGCGUUGUACGAAAUGCUAGAUGAAAACGAGAAAAGAAACAAAGCCACAAAAUACUGGAUCGGAGGCGCAAGAGAAUGGACUUCAGGAAGAGUAGGCCCGAACGGUAACACAUGUGCCUCUAUGGGGUCUCGUGACUUGGAAGCAGAAGACUGUAAUCAGGAAUUGUUUUACAUUUGCGAAGGAGUCCAUUCCUACGGCGUGAAAAUCAGUACGGAUCAAAACGAUUACAUGGAAUCAGACGAAAUCAUUAUCGACUGCACAGCAUCGGGAAUUCCCCUCCCCAAUGUCACGUGGCACAAAGGUCACCAACCUGUUGAUGAAACCUCCGAUCGGGAAGUAUAUCAGACUUCUGUCAAAGGCAAAUCUACUUUGAUAAUCAAAAGUGCAAAAUUGAGUGAUACUGAUCGCUAUAGAUGUUUUGCUGAGAAUGACGUUGACGGUUCCGUAUUGAAGACAAAAAGAAAAAUCGAUAUCCGAGUUCAUCCAGCGAUCUUGACUAAAAGAAUUGACAGCUUGCCAAGUAAAAAACGAUCCAGCUUACAUGCCCAAACACGGAGCGAAGAUAACAUCGGAGGUUUUCCUGCCAAUUGUCCAGAAUCUCAAAGCAAUCCUCACUGGAUGCUUCCAGCAAUAUUCGGCCUCAGCAUCACUAUAGUGCUUUUCAUUUUUGUCCUAAUCUUUCUGAGCGGACAACGUCGUCAGAAAUAAGAAGGACGACAAUAUGAGCAUAUUUAAUAAAUAGCAAAAUGCUUUAUGUUAAUUUUUUUUACUGAUUUUAAAUGCAGCAAUGCUUGGUUUUUGUUCUGAGAUUAUAGUUCCAUUAUUUUUAAUAAAUGGAAAAUAAGUGAUCUGCAAACUGGUGUGAAACAAUGCCCAAUAUUUUAUUUCUUCAAAUUUAUUUCCAUACACAUUUGGACUCGACCGUGCAUGACAUAAUGGUAAGAUGUGUAAAAUUUCCUCAAUAUAUACUGUAGUAUAUUCGAAGUGAAAAUAUUAUCGAAGUCUGAAAUGAGUAAUAACAUGUGAUGAUUUUAGGAAUUGUGUACUCAAAAUCAUAUCUUGUAAUUUGUGUUAUUUAAAACAUAUGAAAAUGCAUCAACUGAAUUAAAUGAAUUUUUGAUUACAAAGAAAUAAAUA
Molecule: messenger RNA, 1740 nt
Organism: Styela clava
Lineage: Eukaryota; Metazoa; Chordata; Ascidiacea; Stolidobranchia; Styelidae
Source: RefSeq, a predicted model, not a curated record